AGACCUGCACACUCCUCUCAAAUCCACCUCUCUUACCUACACACUCCCCUCCCUACACACUCCCCUCAAAUCCACCUCCUUUACCUACACACUCCCCUCAAAUCCACCUCCCUUAUCUACACACUCCCCUCAAAUCCACCUCCCUUACCUACACACUCCCCUCAAAUCCACCUCCCUUACCUACACACUCCCCUCCCUACACACUCCCUUCAAAUCCACCUCCCUUACCUACACACUCCCUUCAAAUCCACCUCCAUUACCUACACACUCCCCUUAAAUCCACCUCCAUUACUUACACACUCCCCUCAAAUCCACCUCCAUUACCUACACACUCCCCUCAAAUCCACCUCCAUUACCUUACACUCUCACCUCAAAUCCACCUCCAUUACCUACACACUCCCUUCAAAUCCACCUCCCUUACCUACACACUCCCCUCAAAUCCACCUCUAUUACCUUACACAUUCAACUCAAAACCACCUCUAUUACACUCUCAACUCAAAUCCACCUCUAUUACCUGCACACUCAUCUCAAAUCCACCUCUAUUACCUGCACACUCACCUCAAAUCCACCUCUAUUACCUGCACACUCACCUCAAAUCCACCUCUAUUAUCUGCAGAUUGUUUUGAGGUAUUACUAUUCACACACAAAUUACUUUAUCUAGAUCAAAUAAUUAAACCAUGUCAUACAUGUAAGAGUGAAAGGGAUGUAAUGGUCUGA
Lottia gigantea (owl limpet) is the source of this 717-nucleotide messenger RNA. RefSeq lists its product as hypothetical. The transcript has a single exon. Lineage: Eukaryota; Metazoa; Mollusca; Gastropoda; Lottiidae. The annotation marks the transcript as partial. The record is from RefSeq and is a predicted model, not a curated record.